GUUGGUAAUUCGCGGCGAAAGACAGGAAGUCAUUCGCAGCUACCCGCAAAUUCGCCUAUGUUCAGCGAUUAAUUUCCAAUUAGAGAACUCGAGACUCGGAAAGGCGAGGUGUGGUCUCUCGCGUCCACCUCUCCACGGUUGCCCGCGAUAUCGUCUGUCCGUGUUUCCAUUCCGAGCGGAAAAUUUCCUACCUCUUCUCCGCCGUGACACUCGACCCGCUCGAAACCGAACCCGUUGCUCCCUUCGGUUGUUUCGCCGCUUCAAAAUGGCCACCGAUCAACCAGCACGAUCAACGUAAACCCAAGAAAUCUCGACGCGUUCGAGCACCGCGCGUAACCAUCCGCGAUCACGCAAAUACGAAAAUAACAUGACGGAUAACCGAUGCCGCUGUCCACGAUGCCUCCAUUCCUCGUGCCCUCUUCCAUACGCUCGGCCACCGUACGACGAGGUGGUGCACGAGAUCGACGACAACUUUGUGUCAGUGAGAAUACCGAAACGCAGAAAGAAAAUCUCAGCUUCGACUUUAAUUGCGCGGAUGCCGAAGGUACCGUACGUCUCCUCUUUUCCGCGUUCUUCUCGCGUUGGAAAACCGCGAGAUCUCCGUAGGAAAUUCCGCGGAGGGAGAAGGAGAAUAACGCGUGUAUCGCGCACAGGUGAGAAAUGCAGGUCCGGCUGCAGCAAGGUCCACGUGAUACCGAACCAGUAUCCUCCGACGAAGAAGCCCGAGGAGGAGAUACUUUCGUUGAAGGCUAUAAGGCACAUUAUGGCCAACGACGACCUAAGGAACACGCUCGAAAUUGAAUUUAAGGCGCCACGGAAUUACAUUCCUCUACCCGAGCCAGGGCCACCUCCGCCCAUAAUUGUACCGAAGCAACGUGCCAGAAAGAAGGGCAAGGGCAAGGGCAAGCGUAAGAGGAAGCGGUAA
Molecule: messenger RNA, 925 nt
Organism: Eufriesea mexicana
Lineage: Eukaryota; Metazoa; Arthropoda; Insecta; Hymenoptera; Apidae
Exons: 2
Coding region: 368-925 (185 amino acids)
Source: RefSeq, a predicted model, not a curated record